Molecule: messenger RNA, 883 nt
Organism: Cherax quadricarinatus
Lineage: Eukaryota; Metazoa; Arthropoda; Malacostraca; Decapoda; Parastacidae
Product: lithostathine-1
Source: RefSeq, a predicted model, not a curated record
GAAGUCAUCAGGGAUACAUCGUUGGUUAAAACACGUAACACAUAACACAUCUUGACCACUUGACUCUCCAGUCUCCACUCAACGACUCACAAGCCUUCUUUAAGCCAUGAAGGAACACAUACUAUCUUUCCUGGUUUUUCUCUUUCUCAGCAAGAAAGGAUGGUGCCAAGACCAGACCACACAAGAAGAUGCAUGGCGGCAGCGGUACAUUUGUCCACCCAAUUUCAUUCGAUUAGGACACAGUUGCUAUUACUUCAGCAGUGAGAUUGCCACAUGGCAUAAUGCUCACUUUGAGUGCAGAGACUUGCAGAGUCAACUUGCUUCUCUGGAAUCACAAUGGGAGGAUCAAACUGUCCUCAACUAUCUCAAUAAACCUGAGUUUGCUACACUUAACAGAUGGGUAGGAGGUAUAUACAACUGGUCUACCAGGCAGUGGACGUGGGGCUCCUCAGCGGAGGUGAUGCCAUACAACGGCUUCAUGACACAGGACUUUCCUACAGCAUCUCGCUGGCACUGUGUCUACCUGGACUCCAGCUCUAACUAUCACUGGAAGCAUACACUUUGCACCACUAUGAUGCACUACAUCUGUGAGGCACGUCAGACCAGAGUUCAUGACCCAAAUGAAAUUGUUAUACACUAAAUAAAUGCUUUAAAAAAGUUUACUAAUGAAAAUUCAUCCACAAUAAAUAGUUGUGAAGCAGCAAGAUAUUUGUCUUAUCAUUAAAAUGCAAUAAAGAUUAAAUUUUCUUACUGAUGGAAUCCUGAAGGGCUGUCUUAUAAGGUUGCAACUAUAUACAACUAAUUUCUUGAUUGAGUAAUGUAAAGAACUGCCGUUAUAGUCUUUGUAUAUUAAGACAAAAUAAAAAUAUGUAUGUGUGAAUAA